Molecule: messenger RNA, 1141 nt
Organism: Vitis riparia (riverbank grape)
Lineage: Eukaryota; Viridiplantae; Streptophyta; Magnoliopsida; Vitales; Vitaceae
Product: septum-promoting GTP-binding protein 1-like
Exons: 6
Coding region: 72-920 (282 amino acids)
Molecular function (GO): GTPase activity; GTP binding
Source: RefSeq, a predicted model, not a curated record
AAGAAAACUACCAUUCAUCAUUUUCCUCCUCAUCCUCUUCUUCUUCUUCUUCUUUUCUUCUUCUUUUCUUCAUGGGUGGGCGGAGAAUGGCUGAGGCCACCGGAAAAAUGACCCAACUCUGCCGGAAAAUUGUGCGGGUCAAUAUUAGGGUUAGGAUACUAGACAGAGUAACGAUUUUUCAGAAGUUUUUUAGGUUCAUUUGGGACAGAAUUAUCGUUUGCUCCAUAGGGAAGCCAAUUCGGUACCACCGGCUGUCCCACCGCUCUCCUCCGCCAUCUCCGUCGCCUGAGACGAUCGAGUCCGGGUUGCAGUCGGAUGACCCGUCGACAGCGGCCGGAGAUAGCGAUUCCGAUUUAGUGAGCUUGAAGAUAUGUGUGAUGGGGGAUUGCCAAAUUGGGAAAACCAGCUUCCUCAUUAAGUAUGUAGGUGAUGAACAAGAAAAAAAAAGUUUAGAAAUGACGGGAUUGAAUUUAAUGGACAAAACAUUAAUCGUCCAAGACGCCCGAAUUGCAUUCAGCAUAUGGGAUGUCGGAGGUGAUCAUACUUCACUUACUCAUGUUCCAAUCGCUUGCAAAGACGCAGUGGCGAUCUUGUUCAUGUUCGAUCUUACCAGUCGAUGUACACUAAACAGUGUAAUUGGAUGGUAUAGCCAAGCAAGAAGGUGGAAUCAGACUGCGAUCCCGAUCAUGAUUGGAACCAAAUUUGAUGAUUUUGUGAAACUUCCUCCGGACUUACAAAGGCCGAUCGUGACCCAGGCAAGAGGAUAUGCCAGGGCUAUGAAGGCAACACUCUUCUUCUCGAGUGCCACACACAACAUAAAUGUGAACAAAAUCUUCAAAUUCAUCAUGGCCAAACUCUUCAAUCUGCCAUGGACUGUCCAAAGAAACUUAACUAUCGGAGAACCCAUCAUAGACUUCUGAAAUACUCGUAUUUUACACCACUAAUCGUUAUACGAUCUCAUUGUACAUAGCAAAAGAGAAGAAGAACACUGAAUAGUUGACCAUUUUUGGUAUUUGAAUUUUUUUUUUUUUUUGCCCAAAUUGUAAUAUUCAAUAAUUGUAACAAGCAUUUCCCUCUUCGUGUUUUUUUUUCUAAGGAAUGAAGUGAAGGUGAAAGGAUUACAAACAUCACAUUCUAGUCA